AUGGUCAUUGCCACAUUGAUCUAUUUCAACCGAAUAGGAGCAUCUGGUAUCCCAAGAACAAAUUCAAUUGGAACACUUUCUGUCUGUGGCUCAAAUGCUACUGACAACAUUCUAAACACAGAAGAGGCUCUUCUUAGAGGGGAAUAUACUGUCAUAAGAAGCUUAAUCCGUGUCUUAGAGGGCGGGUUCCCAGUCUAUGGUGUUGCAAAUCCAACUGUGGAAAGAAUUAAAUAUGUUAUGCAAAGAAUAGGUAGCUCUAAAGGUGGCGUAGGUAGACCCGUCUUUUGGCACAACAUGAGAGAAGAACCUGUUAUUUACAUUAAUGGAAAGCCCUUCGUGCUUCGUGAGGUUGAAAGACCCAACAAAAACAUGCUCGAGUAUAAGAGAAUGGAAGCUCGAUUGAAAGAAGAUAUUCUCAAAGAAUCUGAACGUUAUGGAUGUAAGGUACAUGAAGCAUUGUUUAAAGGUGGAUCAGUAGUCUACAUGUCAUUGCAUGUCUUUGUCUUGAUGAUGAUGAAGAGAUCAUUCAUUAGCAGAGUUUUCAAGUUUAUACCAGAGUGGUCAAGGUGGUUGGAAUUGGACCUAAAGUUGGUUGCUGAUAUAGGAAUAGUGGGUGCUCCAAAUGCAAGAAAAAGCAUGUUUUUAAGUGUUAUUAGUGUUGACAUGUAG
Messenger RNA from Lactuca virosa, 669 nucleotides. The record is from the annotation of a GenBank genome assembly. Lineage: Eukaryota; Viridiplantae; Streptophyta; Magnoliopsida; Asterales; Asteraceae.